CAAGUAAUAAAGACAAGAAGUAUAUCUAUACAAUAAAUAUAAGAAGUACAGACAAGAGUACUUUUCAUAAGUAUUGAAAGAACGAGGAGCGCCAAGUACGAUGUGAGCAGACGUCGAUUAUCAUCAGAAGAGUGGGGAAUUAUUUACUCGCUAUUCUCUGUGUUCAACUGACUUCUUCAUGAAUUUUACCACACUAGUUACACCAGUAUGCAUCGCAACUUGCUUUUGUGAUCAUCGUAAAAUUUGUCUUUUCGUUAUUUGUUGUUAUCGUCGCCGCCGUGAUCGUCAUCAUUGUUGUCGUCAUUACUUAACUUACUGUAUACAUUAUUAAAUUAUUCAAAAUAUAUAUUUUAUUAAAAUUGUUUUAAUAUAUAUUUAUUGAGUCUGUUAAUUAAAAUUAGUCACCUUGGCUUUAUGGACAUUUAUAUGAUGGACUUAUUGUCGUGAUGGCGAAUACACGAGGCUCUCAUGUUUUUUUCGUGAAAGAUUGUGCUCAGUGGACUUUUUUGAAACCCCGGAGAACUCGUUUACGCUCUUGAAAUAACAAUUAAUAAUUAACUGAAUAAUUAUUAUUUAAAUAUUUAAAGAAAACUUUUAAUAUAUUUAUUGUUAUUAUUAUUUUUUCUAUUUUUGUUAUUAUCAAUACUCAUUAAUUUAUUUAAUUUUUUAUAAAGACAUUUUAAUUAUUAAAAUAAAGACUGAGUGUGUCGUUGGAUAAAUAUUAAGAGACUUAUAAAUACGUGUGUAAAAUAAAUAUUUAUAUUUAUAUUUAUAAGAAAAAGAGUGCGGGAAAUAAGUGAGUAUAAAUUUGAAUGGCACCAGAUUUUGAAAAAAAAAGAGAACCUUCUAAGGUUACUGGUUAUUUUGGACAGUAUAAUUAUAAUAAUAACAAACAAAGUAUGAUUUUAUUAAAAUGCCCAGGGAAUCCAUUUACGGAUUAUUAUCACUAUGGUCAUCAUUUAGAAAAUUCAGCAAGUGCCCGAAAGAGAAAUAUGACAGAUAAUUAUCAUCCAUACAAUUGUGGCAAUACCACUGGUGAAAGUGGUAAUUCGGUGGUUACGUCGUCAAGUGCAAGAAGUUUAACGAAUACUUCACGUCAGUCUUCAAGGCGUUUCAAUCAGCAAUCACCAGCACAGCAGUCACAGUCACAACAGCAGCAGCAGCAGCAACAAUCGCAGUCUAGAUCACCAGCAAGGAUUCCAUUGGCAUCCCUGAGCAGUGUGACGGUCAGAAAUUCAGAUGAACUUGUGGCAACAAACUUAACAACACAGGAAGUUUGCGACAGUUCGAACGACUCUGGCCUCGGCUUCGAGGAGAGGCAGCAGCAUCUCGGCAAAGCCUCGGCUUGGAACAACGGUGCUGCUGGAGAGGAGGACACUAAGCGACGUAAAAUGGACAUAAAGCUCGAAUCAGAAGAUGCCAAUUUUACGUUCCCCGAAGUAUCAAGAAAUUCCGGGGCUGCUACGGCUACAGGUGACAUUAAAAAUUCAACAAGAAAUACAACAACUUCAACAACAUCUACUAAUACCUCUAAUGGAAUUACACAGUCACGUAAUUCUGUUGGUCGAGUUAUUGGUGUAACGCGACCACGUUCAACAUUAAGUGCAUACGGUAAACGACCACCACCUGUUCAUCAAGGUCCAAUUACUCUUACGUCUCAACUCAGUAAUUUAUCGAGAGAUGGCAAGGUCCAAUUGCAAAUAAUAUGCCAGCCAGAGCAACAGCAUCGUGCUCGAUACCAGACAGAAGGCUCACGAGGUGCUGUCAAGGAUCGUACUGGCAAUGGAUUCCCAAUUGUACGUCUUGUUGGUUAUGAUAAACCAGCUAUCUUACAAGUUUUUAUUGGUACGGAUCUCGGACGUGUCGCGCCACACAUGUUUUAUCAAGCAUGCCGGGUGAGCGGAAAAAAUUCUACACCCUGUAUCGAACGGAAGGUCGACGGGACUAUUGUCAUUGAGGUUGAUAUGGAUCCGUCCAAAGACAUGCUUGUUACUUGUGACUGCGUUGGUAUACUAAAGGAACGUAAUGUUGAUGUUGAGCAUCGAUUUCCACAAUCUGCGGGCAUGCUUCAAGGUCGUAGCAAAAAAAAGUCUACUAGGUGCCGAAUGGUAUUUCGUACGAGUAUCACUUUGCCGGAUGGAACAACUGAAACUUUACAAGUUUGCUCGCAACCAAUUGUUUGCACUCAACCACCGGGUAUACCGGAAAUAUGUAAAAAAUCUUUGACGUCUUGUCCAUGUACAGGCGGACUUGAACUUUUUAUUCUCGGUAAAAAUCUGCUGAAAGACACACGAGUACUUUUUCAGCUUGACGAUGAAGAUCUCAGUAAUAUGGAGCAGCAUUGGGAGUGUUCUGUUAUUCCUGACAAGGAAUUUCUUCAACAAACACAUCUCGUAUGUGUUGUACCACCUUACGCUCGACAAGAUCUCAGGCCUACGGAGACUGUUACUGUAAAACUUUAUGCUGUUUCAUCUGGUAAAACAAGUGAACCACAUACUUUUAUUUAUACCGCGGCUUCAACUCCAGCCGAGCCUUCCGUUGGUAAAGUUGAAUCUAUAUCUCCACCACUUGUUACGACACGAAACGAGUCAUUGUCUACGUCACCGACGAUACCUAUUGCUGCAGUUACUAACAAUUCAAUGAUAUCACAGUCUAGUGCAGUAUCACCAAAUUUCCUAACAAAUCUCCCUCAGCCAGCAUCUCAACAACAUUCACCUCAAUCGCCACCAGACGCACUGAAAAAUGAUCCAAGUCCGCCUCCUGUGUCAUCAUCAGCCCAAGUAACUCCAGUGAUGAUGUGGGCAUCUCAACAAACCGGAAACUGUCAAAAUUCACAAGCAGAUGUUAUGAUGCCACCACCAAAUCUCGUUGCCAAUUCUCUUCUCAAUCGACGAUCCUCCUCAAAUCAUCAGCUUAUUAUUCCCGAUUCUUUAAAAUCCGAAGUUCUUGAUGACAACAGUGAAAAUAGUAUGUUAAGUGAAAAUAGUCUUCAAAGUAUGCCAACGCCAAAUUCAAAUGGUCCAGCAAAUACUAGUCCAAUGCAUCAAUUUGUAUGUGAAAAUUCACGUGACUCAACAUCAACUGGAUUACUUAGAUCUGUUCCAUCACACGUAACACCUGCUCAAGAAGCUGUAAGUUUAUUAGGAGUUGUUGAUUUAAUGCGUAAUCAACAUCCACUUACACUUAUAACACAACACCAGAGUCCAUUUACUGGAAUUCAUGAGCAGUCUGGUGUAAAAGUGCUUAAUACACAUCAUAUUAGUAAAGAUACAAAUCCAAUAUUACCAAGUGAAUCUACGGCCAACGGUACUCUGUCAAGUGUAGGCGUUGAUUUACGUAUGAAACAUCAUGAAUACGAAACAUUGAGUAAUUUUACAACAACUCCAGCAGCUCAGCCUCUGCCAAAUCAAAGUAGUCAAUCUAUUGAAAAAUAUUUCAACCACAUUGAGUCAUCUGUACCUCCGGAAAAAGAAUCUGAUCCUGAAGAUUCAAAUUUUGUUGAUGCAAUGCAACAACAUUCUAUUCUUGAUAAUUCUCGUGUUCAAGAUCAAUCCUCGCCAACUGAUAUCCUCGCGCCAAAUGCAGCAACUGUAAAAUUAGAUGCACUUGUUAACUCAGCCGUCGAGUCUCAUCAAAUGGAUCGUAUGGUAGCUCCACUGCAGACAGUUACUGCAACUCCAGGAUUAUUGAGUCAUGUGCCUGAAGAUGCACUGAAUAAUUCUCAGUCAGCAACACGUACUAGUCCGCCGAUUCCAGUAAAAGCUAUGCUUCUUGAAGCACUAAUGCCUUCUCCUGUGGUUACUGCUACUGGAGCUACCACUGGAUCCGCUGGAUCAGUCGUCACUGAAUCAUUACCCGAUGAAUCUUUAAUGACAAGCAUAAAUGCUGCUUUACUUCCGUCAAUUCAAGAACCUAUUGUAACAGACUCAGGAAUCUCAAAUGCAACGGUAAAUGUUUCUGUUCAACUUCAAAGCACCACUGAGCCUAUUCAACAAAUUCAAGCACUCAGCCAACAGGAUGUAAUGCAACAGCAAGCACAACAAGUUGAACAGGUGGUAGCACAAGCUCAGCAACAAGUAGAGCAAGUUGUUGCUCAGGUACAACAGCAAGCCGCACAGACAGUUCAACAAGCGCAGCAGCAGGUCGUCCAGCAAGUAGUUCAACAUGCCCAAGUAGUUCAACAGGCAGUCCAGCAAGUAGAAGCUGUGCGUCAGGUUCAAGCAGUACCAGAAGUACAGCAAGCCGUACAACAAGCAACUCAAGAGGUCGUACAGCAAGCUGUACAACAAGCGACUCAUGAAGUUGUUCAGCAAGUCCAAGCAGUUCAGCAGGCGGUUCAACAGGCCCAAGCUGCACAAGCAAUGCAGCAAGCUGUUCAACAAGAUAUUGGAUCAAUGCUUAAUCAACCAGCUGGUUUUGUUGCUGAAGCCAGUUCUGCUUUGGCAAGUGGUGCCGCACAAGAACCAAGCCAACAAAGACUUACAAAUGCUGCUGAACAAGCCAUCACCAAUGUUAUUACAAAUGCAACUCAGGAUAUCAUCAACAAUCGGCCUAUUUCUACAACUACAGCUCAUGCAAUUAUUGCCACUAAAAAUAUUCUCAAUAGUGUUGCAACUCAAAGUGCUCAGCUUAUGAAUACAGCAAUGGAAGGUAUAUUACCUAAAUCACCUUCUAAUGCUGGGACUGUUGUUGAUCAAGUAUCACGUAAAUCACCGUCAAAUUCACUUCCAGUAACGCAAAAUCGUUCUAACAAUUCAAAUGGAAUGUCUGGUUCUGUAAACACCUCAAAUGGUCAAGUAUCGGUUGUUAGAAAGGCUGAAGAUGCUGGCGGUAUGCUACCGCAAGAACUUACUUCUAUGUCAGAGCACGAUCUCCUCAGCUAUAUAAAUCCAAGCUGCUUCGAUCAAGGCACUUUUCUUAUGUAGUUUUCCAUU
This is a messenger RNA of Microplitis mediator, 4934 nucleotides long. It is a transcript of the gene NFAT, whose product is annotated as nuclear factor of activated T-cells 5-like. Lineage: Eukaryota; Metazoa; Arthropoda; Insecta; Hymenoptera; Braconidae. Bases 813 to 4925 code for a protein of 1370 amino acids. Gene Ontology annotation, molecular function: DNA-binding transcription factor activity, RNA polymerase II-specific; transcription factor binding; RNA polymerase II cis-regulatory region sequence-specific DNA binding. The transcript is spliced from 7 exons. Gene Ontology annotation, biological process: regulation of transcription by RNA polymerase II. Gene Ontology annotation, cellular component: transcription regulator complex. The record is from RefSeq and is a predicted model, not a curated record.